This is a messenger RNA of Rattus norvegicus (Norway rat), 1084 nucleotides long. It is a transcript of the gene Tbcb, whose product is annotated as tubulin folding cofactor B. Gene Ontology annotation, cellular component: cytoplasm; cytoskeleton. The transcript has 6 exons. Gene Ontology annotation, biological process: tubulin complex assembly; post-chaperonin tubulin folding pathway. Lineage: Eukaryota; Metazoa; Chordata; Mammalia; Rodentia; Muridae. The coding region runs from base 240 to 974 and encodes 244 amino acids. The record is from RefSeq and is marked provisional. Gene Ontology annotation, molecular function: alpha-tubulin binding.
CAGCUAUUGGAAGAACCGAGAGCCACGGAAGGCCUCUCGGGAUUGGUUGGACGCAACGGAGGAUCCGCCUGUCCGUGGAGAAAGGGCGACAGCGAUUGGCUGGUCAUGUUAGGUGGAGAGCUUACAUUGGUCAACUCCGGGACGAGGGCGGGACUUAUAUCCCAGAAGCAGCGGCGGCCACUGCGGAGCCGGUGUGAGACGGCUGAAGCGGACCGCGGGCCACUACAGGGCGCGGCGAGAUGGAGGUGUCGGGGACAUCGGCGCCCACCGUGACGGUUUUCAUCAGCAGCUCCCUCAACAGCUUCCGUUCGGAGAAGCGAUACAGUCGUAGCCUCACCAUCGCAGAGUUCAAGUGUAAACUGGAACUGGUGGUGGGCAGCCCUGCUUCCUGCAUGGAACUGGAGCUGUAUGGAGCUGACGACCAGUUCUACAGCAAGUUGGAUCAGGAGGAUGCACUGCUGGGCUCCUAUCCUGUGGAUGAUGGCUGCCGAAUCCAUGUCAUUGACCACAGUGGUGUCCGGCUCGGAGAAUAUGAGGACGUGUCCAAAGUGGAGAAAUACGAGAUCUCACCAGAAGCUUACGAACGGAGACAGAACACAGUUCGAUCCUUCAUGAAGCGCAGCAAGUUAGGCCCGUACAAUGAAGAACUCCGGGCCCAGCAAGAGGCAGAGGCUGCCCAGCGUCUCAGUGAGGAGGAGGCCCAAGCCAGUGCCAUCUCUGUGGGGAGCCGUUGUGAGGUGCGGGCACCCGGCCAGUCCCUUCGCAGGGGCACUGUCAUGUAUGUAGGACUCACAGAUUUCAAGCCAGGCUACUGGGUUGGUGUCCGAUAUGAUGAGCCAUUAGGAAAAAACGAUGGCAGUGUGAAUGGGAAACGCUACUUUGAAUGCCAGGCCAAGUACGGUGCCUUUGUGAAGCCAGCGGCUGUCACGGUGGGAGAUUUCCCAGAGGAAGAUUACGGAUUGGACGAGAUGUGACACUGAUGGACAUGUGACCCUAUCCCUUCCGGCCCCAUCCCUGACACAGCCCCUCUGAAUGCCAGUGGCACCUUUCCUCUGAGAUUUGUGCAUUAAAUUAAGCAGAUCGA